UCGAGCACCACACCAGCCAGCAAUGCGCGUCCACGGGGUGCUCGUCCUGACGUUGCUGGUGGCAGCAACGGCGCUAGCAGGUCCGACCCUUCGAAAAUCGGAGAAGCGAUCAGCUUCGAAUCCCGAAAUCACCAAAGAUGAGCCCUCGAGGCUCGAAAAGUCGGAGAAGAAGGACGUGGCGAUCCUAGAGGACUCUAAAAUCAGGAAACGAGAAGGUCCUGCGGUGGAAGAUGCCGAAGAAUCCAAGCAAGUUGGCCGCGCGAAGAAGUCCACGACGACCUUCUGCGUGGAAAUCAAGCCAGGACCAGGACAAGGGGCCUCGAUUCCCUGCGAUCCUGCAGGGCCUCCUCCACCCCCUCCGGUGGAGGUCGAGCCGGUUCCACCGGAACCACAACCUGAACAUCACCAGGAACCUACCGACGUAUCGUACCUGAUCCCUUCUCCAAGCUUUUACAUUGAUCCUUGCUUCCCAGGAUACGGCACGCCGAGCUUGUUUGCACCUGGUCCUUUCCCUGGGCACUAUUCUGGGCUGCAUCCUGGCUCCUACCCUGGAGGUUUCCCGGGAUCGUUCCCUGGUGGUUUCCCUGGAGGUUAUCCUGGAGGAUUCCCUGGAGGCUAUCCCGGCUCCUUCCCAGGACCCUAUUUCCCGCCAUCGGGCCCACCUUUCCUCUUCAAUCCUCCCCAUCAUUCUCACCUCCACCAUCAGCUCCACCAUGCUGUUCACCAUCCUCUCCAUCACCCGUUGAUCCCAUUGACUCCUUUAGGGCCUAGUGCCUCCCUUCUGCCAGUUGGAGGUAUUCCUGGAGGUUCCCCUGGCUUCCCUGGAGGUUCCUCCGGCUUCCCUGGAGGUUCCUCCGGCUUCCCUGGAUCUGGACCAAGUGGUGCAGGUGGGCCAGGUGGUGCAGGUGGACCAGGUGGUCCAGGAGGUGCCGGCGGUCCUGGAGGUCCUGGUGGUCCAUCCGGUUCCGGGACUGGAGGUCCUGGAUCCGGAUUCCCUGGGUCGGGAUCUGGAUACCCUGGGUCUGGGCCAUCAGGUGGUCCCGUGACUAUCACGACCAUACCUUCUAUCGGUCCCAUUCCUUUCAGUCCUAUCCCGAUUGCACCUCUGCCCAUUGCCACCACCGCUUUUCUGAAUAAUCCUUGUCCCCCUACUCUCCUGUCCUGGUACAAAUCCCGCGGAGGUAACAUGGGCGAUGGACAGCCAGUUUUCGGCGAUGGUGCUGGAUCCUCACCCUCCAUGAUAAUGAGUGGUCCAUCUUUCGAUGGUAAUUCGGAAAGCGACAAGGCCAGGACGCACCAUUUGAGCACUGGUGGGCACCAUAGAGGAGAUCCUCUUCGAGGCCUCAUCACCCCAAGUGGUCCGGUUCCUCUCUAUUCACCAUCGCCGGUACUUUAUCACAAUACCGCCCUUCUUCGACCUCGCUACGGCAUGGGAAGUAUGGGAAAUAUGGGAAAUAUGGGUGGAUUCGGGGGUAUGGGAGGCAUGGAUGGUUUUGGGGGAAUGGGAGGAAUGUACAAUCCUGCCGAUCAGUUCUACCAGCCAAUGUACGGGAGAGAUUCCAUGACGAGUCCCAUGUUCGGUAGAGGACAAUCCCCAGGGGUGAAGUUCUCUUCGGGAUCGUCACCGAAGUCCUAUCAUCCAGGAAGUUCCCAGCCCGGUAUGGGACAUGGUCAACAAUUGACUCCAAUGGUCCAUGGUCGUUCCCAUGACUGCAACGAGCCGGUCUCCUCUCCGUCCUUCCCGAGGAUGAUGUCCAGGUUUUCUGGAGUACAUGCUGCUCCCAGAUCCGUCCAGGACUCGGAAGGAGCUGUUCCAUCGCCCAGCGAAAUGAUAAACCAGAUGAUUUCUCAGCAACAAGCCGUAGAACCCGAAGAGCCAGCAGCAACGACGUUCCACUUGAAUCCUGUCCGCAGCAACAGGGAGAACCAUGAGAUUCUCAGCAACCAACCGCAGGCAGCUAAUCAGCAAGAAAAGAGGGAAAUCGCGCCGGAAGUCAUUGCCCAAGCCUAAAUCAUUCACGUCCAUUUAUAGCGAAUCAUAUUAAUUUAUAUAUUAUUUAUUUUGCCUGCGCGCAACCACUUUUCUACGACUUCUGUUUCACAAUUUGUAUGACUAUUGUUUAACUUGACUUGACGGCUACGAGUGAGACGCCAACUCACGACGACUUAAUAAAACUAUUUUUAUUCAAA
Orussus abietinus is the source of this 2190-nucleotide messenger RNA. RefSeq names its product collagen alpha-1(VIII) chain. The record is from RefSeq and is a predicted model, not a curated record. Lineage: Eukaryota; Metazoa; Arthropoda; Insecta; Hymenoptera; Orussidae. The transcript is spliced from 3 exons. The coding region runs from base 23 to 2011 and encodes 662 amino acids.